AACACAAAAUAAAAUACCCCUCCCUCUUCUCUCUCACAGUAUUAUUGUAUGGAUUCUUGAUUUUUCUCUCUCCAAAUUUAAUUUAGAUACCAAGAACUUUAAAGCUCAAACCCACAAAUGCUUCCACUCUUUUCCACCCACCUUAUAUAGUCUCUUGUACACCAACUAUGAUGCCUCAUCUUUCUCUCUCUAAGCCUCACAACAAGACAAACCUUUCGCUUUGGUUUCCUCAUCAGAUCUCUUUAUCUUACAGUACAGACACCACCCUACAUGUAUAAAAAAAACCCUCCGCACACAAAAUGCCACCGCUGACCGCCACCGCCACCACCACCGCCACGUGAACAUUCUUCACCCACAAACAAAACAACCCAUAGCACGUGUACUCUCUUGUUGUUAGUUUUACUAGAUGAGGUGCAAAAAACACCCGGGCGACCUCAGCAGCGGCGUGGGCGUAUGCGCCUCUUGUCUCCGAGAACGCUUAUUUGCAUUAAUCGCCGCUCAGGCUCAAAUACAGCAGCAGCAGCAAAUAGCACAAUUCGCAAAGGCACAUAACCAUCACCAUUCACGCGCCGCUGCGGUAGUAGAUGAAAGCCGUAAAUCAGAUUCUAACUCUCAAUAUCUACAACAACCACCUCCACCUCUGAUAUUUCCUCGUUCUGUCUCUCCUUACGUUGCUCGCCGUAAAUCCGACGACUCCUCCUCCUGGUCCAACCACAACCACCACCAUAACCUCCGUUUCUACAGCACUCCUCAGCUGGGCCCUACCUACACCACCCCUUCCUCAACCACAACAACCGCGGCGUACAAGAAGCAAAGCCAAAAAUUCUCGCUUUUUUCUAAUUUAUUCAGGUCCAGAUCCGACAAAUUCAAAACAGACUCGACUGGCCGCCGUGAUUCUAUUGAGCCACCAUCUUCCUCUUCGCCUUCCUGGUUCUCGAUGGUCUUCUCCGGUCGUCGGAGAAAGCAAUCAAGGCAAUUGCCCGUGGAAUAUUCCGGCACGGUUAGCGGAGAGCCUCGCCAGAGGUUGGAUCGAGGAAUGUCGCCAGCGAGAGGUGCGGAUUCCGACAAGGAUUGCGAGAAUUGCGACCGGUCACCGUCAGGGAGCGGCUGCUCGUCAGAGUCGUCGCCGGGGUGGAAAAAGACACCAGUAGCGUCGGGUGUGAUGCGGCGGGGGAAGGCGGGACACCCUAGAAACGUGACUGGAUUGGCGUUUUGUUUGAGUCCUCUUGUCAGGGCGAGCCCUAAACGGAACUGGAACCAGAAGGGAGGAUUGCCGCCUGAAUUGGGAUAUUCUGGUGAGGUUAGGGCUCCUGUGAGGCCGCAUCUGUCCACCGCGGCGUCGUUUUGCGCGAACCGAUCGAGGAAGCUUGCGGAUUUUGGUAGAGUCAAUCAUAACCAUUGAGAGCGAUGACUCGUUCGCCCGAUUGAUUUGACCAGAGUGGUGAUUUAUUUUGAAUUACGGUUUUGCCCCCUCCAAAUUUGCAGUUUAUAUAUAUGAUUCUGCGUUUGCUCUCUUUUGUAUGAUUGACAAGUUAAAUUAUAGUGUAGGGGGGAAGGGAAAAACACAAAAGAAAAAGGGGAAAAAUAUAAAAAAUAUAUUUGGUUCUUCGCAUACAUUACUGAUGCUUAUUAUUAUCAUAAACAAAAAUUAUUUUUUUGUUGUACAGUUUGUGAAUUUAUUUUAAUGGGUGUAUAGAACAUAGUGAAAUUAGACACAUUCUUCUUUA
Populus nigra (black poplar) is the source of this 1727-nucleotide messenger RNA. RefSeq lists its product as uncharacterized. The coding region runs from base 407 to 1402 and encodes 331 amino acids. Lineage: Eukaryota; Viridiplantae; Streptophyta; Magnoliopsida; Malpighiales; Salicaceae. The transcript has a single exon. The record is from RefSeq and is a predicted model, not a curated record.